This is a messenger RNA of Kwoniella shivajii, 699 nucleotides long. RefSeq lists its product as uncharacterized. Gene Ontology annotation, biological process: RNA metabolic process. Gene Ontology annotation, cellular component: nucleus; cytoplasm. Bases 1 to 699 code for a protein of 232 amino acids. The record is from RefSeq and is a predicted model, not a curated record. The transcript has 7 exons. Gene Ontology annotation, molecular function: single-stranded DNA binding; sequence-specific DNA binding; RNA binding. NCBI's taxonomy places the organism in Eukaryota, Fungi, Basidiomycota, Tremellomycetes, Tremellales, Cryptococcaceae.
AUGUCAGUCCAAGCUGGAUCUUCAUCUCGAGCUCAAACAGUCAGCGAGACUCUAUCUUCCGUCAUAGGAUUAUUAGAGCAUGAUCAGAAUCUGAAGAAAGCUAUCAAAGAAUCCAUCGAACCAAUUGACGAUUUAUCCAGAGGAGCUAUAACUGAAUUGAACAAAUUACAUUCUGCGCCAUUUUCACAACAUGCCGAAAUAUGUCAAAAUGCCAUUAAUAUCAUAGGCAAAACACAAUCAUUAUGGACCGACGUAGCAAAGUUAAUACCCGAAAGUGAAUUUUACCGAUACCAAUUCGCUCUUGGACCCACCAUGAGAGCUCUUACAACUUCCAUAGUCUUAGCUAGAUUCAUCUUACAUGACGACCUUACUCCUUCGCAUACCAUUUCUACUGUUCUUGGGUUACAAUCUGAGUCUACUUCCGUACUUCAAUUGUCAGCAGAAGAUUAUUUGCAAGGUGUCAUAGGAGCUGUCAAUGAACUCCCUAGAUUAUCAGUAAAUGCAGUUACAGCUCAAAAUUUCGAAUUACCAGUCAAGAUUGCAAGUUUCGUCAAUGAUAUAUUCGCAAGUUAUUCUCUUUUGAAUUUGAGAAAUGACGCUCUGAGACGGAAGUUCGAUUCGUUGAAAUAUGAUCUCAAAAGGUGUGAAGAUGUCGUAUAUGAUCUGACUCUCAGAGGAUUGACCAAACCAAGAGAAUAA